AUGUUCCAACUAACAGACCUGCCCGACACUCUCUUUCUAGACAUCAUAUCCCAUCUCAGCCCCCGUGAAAUCAUCCUCCACCGCCUCGUCUCCCGUGCAUCCCACGCAGCGCUCACCAGGACCGACUUCUCCCGGACGCUCCUCCACAUCUUCUUUCCCAGGUCGCUCGAAUGUCGCGAGCUCAAGUCUCAAAUAGCAGCCGAGAACCAAAAGCAGUCGUCGUCCGGGGCCUGCAACGGGUCACCCGAGGCGGACUGGCCGUCCAUCUUCGCCUCCGUGUCCCGCCGCUACCACAACCUCUCUGCCGGAUCAUAUCACAUCCUCGAAACGAUCCCGAUACUGAAAGACGCGAAACUCAUGUACCCGUUCACGCCCUGGAACCGCCACCUCCAGCGCGACGAGAUGUCGAUGCCCCUACAACUCCCGGAUCGGAGUUGGACCUACGACGACGGAAUCUUGGUCUACCCUCGCCCGUCUUCCAACCCCGUACCCUCCAUCUUCAAAGCUCUGGACCUCUUCUCAGGCUUGGAAACGACAAUCCCCUUCGCCUGCACCUUCAAAAUUGUCCGCCGCCUCCGCCUCUGCCACUCCGUCCUCAUCAUCGAAUGGGCGGAGGCGGAGGGCUCACACCCCCUGAACGACCUCGACAUAGCCCACCGGCACUUCGCGACCGCCUUCACAGUUCACAGGACCUCCUCCCCGCUCAUCUCAACCUCAUCGUCGCCGCCCGAGGUGACAUUUCGCUCGGAGUGGAAGAUCCACUACCUAGGCCUCCCCCUGACCCCCUCCGACCGCCUCGUCUCAACCCACAACGCAACGCACUACGCCCUCUACGCGCACCAGCCGACCCGGUCCCCCUGGGGCGAGGACACGCCCCUCGAGCGCCUCGUCGUCUGGUCCCUCGGGCGCCCCUCGAGCUACAGACCCAGCCUCGACCCCUCCUCGUCCCGGAAGCCCGACCCGGACCCGGGACCCGCCGUCAUCCUGCGCCUGACGAACGGGGACCUGGACCACUGGCACGUCCGACAACGGGACACGCCGCGCCUGAUGAGUAUCGCCCUCGACGCGGGGCACGUCUUUCUGCAGGAGGAGGACCACUUGUGGACCGGCGGGCCGCAGUCCUCCGAGACGCCCCCGGCGCGGCACAGCGUGCGGAGCACCGGGAUCCCGCUGUCCCGGUGCGGGCCGCGGUGGGUCGACGAGUGCGGUGCCGAAGGCGACGCCGAGCGCUCCUUCUGUCCCGCGCGGGGCGCUUCCGAUGCCUCGCCCGGCAGGGCGCCUUGUUGGCGGCACGAGGAGUUCCCCUAUCUCACCGUGGCGCAGGUCGUCGACGCGGCGGCCGGGACGAGAGUGUGCGGGAGGCGGUGUUUCGCGAUGGAGACGGUCAGCGCGAGCGGGGCGGGCGGCGGGGACGGCCGAGGCGAGGUGCAGUUCCCGGACGACAUGUGGAGGGCCGUCAUGUCGGGGGCGGCGCUGGCGGGCGAUGAACGAUGGGUAAUCGGGGAGGACGGUGCGGGGGACGUGAGCGUGGUUCGAUUCUGA
Molecule: messenger RNA, 1542 nt
Organism: Colletotrichum karsti
Lineage: Eukaryota; Fungi; Ascomycota; Sordariomycetes; Glomerellales; Glomerellaceae
Exons: 1
Coding region: 1-1542 (513 amino acids)
Molecular function (GO): protein binding
Source: RefSeq, a predicted model, not a curated record